Molecule: messenger RNA, 1582 nt
Organism: Nymphalis io (European peacock)
Lineage: Eukaryota; Metazoa; Arthropoda; Insecta; Lepidoptera; Nymphalidae
Product: inositol oxygenase-like
Exons: 7
Coding region: 124-1005 (293 amino acids)
Biological process (GO): inositol catabolic process
Cellular component (GO): cytoplasm
Molecular function (GO): iron ion binding; inositol oxygenase activity
Source: RefSeq, a predicted model, not a curated record
GCUAGAUAACAUUUUCGCUUGACCCGUGAUAAAUCAAUUCGCUCAACUCACAUUUAAGUUCUCAGCCUUGUCCAACACGGUUAGUCUUUUUGAUUCUGUCGUCAGAUAUUGAACAAGUGCGAAAUGAAGUUUAAAAAUUCCGACAAUACUAUUUCGAUGAUAGACCCUUCUCUGCUGCUGCGGCCAGAGAAGGUCUACGAUGGAAAACCCCUGGAAGCCUUCCGUGACUACUCUGUGGAUGACAAGGAUCCCAUCAAGGAGCGUGUCUGCAAGACUUACUACGAAAUGCACACUAAUAUGACAGUUGACUUCGUUAAAGGCAAAAUGGACAAAUGGUUAAAAUUCAACCAUUUUAAAUCAUCGGUAAAGGAUGCUCUCAUCAAGCUAAACGAGCUGGUGGAUGAAUCAGACCCCGACACUGACCUGCCCAACAUCGUGCACGCCUUCCAAACCGCCGAGAGGAUUAGACAGGACUACCCUGAUGACGACUGGUUCCAACUCAUCGGACUGAUACAUGAUCUUGGAAAGGUGAUGGCGUUCUACGGCGAGCCGCAGUGGUGUGUGGUGGGAGACACCUUCCCCGUGGGCUGUCAGUGGGGAAAGAGCAUUGUGUACGGAGACGAUAGCUUUAAGGCUAAUCCAGACACGUAUAAUGAAGAAUACAAUACUAAGUAUGGGAUGUAUAAACCGAAAUGCGGUAUCGAAAACUUGCUGAUGUCGUGGGGACACGACGAGUAUCUGUACAGAGUACUGAAACACAACAACGCGAAGUUCCCGGAAGAAGGUCUAUGGAUGAUCAGAUAUCAUUCGUUUUACCCGUGGCACGCCGGUGGAGAUUACAAGCAAUUCACUACUGAAAGGGAUGAAAAAAUAAAAACAGCUGUACUUAAAUUUAACCAAUAUGACUUGUACACGAAGAGCGCAGCCAUACCUGAUAUCGAAACUCUGUGGCCAUACUACGAGAACCUCAUUGAAAAAUAUAUACCAGGAACACUUGAGUGGUAAAUUAUAUCUUAAUUAUCAUAUACAAUAACUGACUUGAGAAACAAUUAAGUUUGAUGAAUACGCAUUUAUAUAUUUAUUGUUUAAGCACUGUAUGUAAGAUUAGUACUCUAACAUAUUAUAUAAUAUUUAAAAAUAUUUAAAAUAAAACCUUUAAGUCAUAAACAAACAUACAUAAGAAAAUAAGAUAUAUUUUUGUAUUGAUAAAAUUAUAUAAGCCCUCUUAGAUAAACUAUGUAUAGAUUAUAUAAAUAAGUUAUUAAUAAUUUAUAUAUUUAUUGACGAGCCGGUUGGCGUGGUUGGUAGAACACUUGCCUUUCACGCCGAAUUUUGUGGGUUCGAUUACCACCCAGGACAGACAUUUUUGUGCAUGAACAUGUCUGUUUGUCCCGAGUCUAGGUGUAAUUAUCUAUAUAAGUAUGUAUUUACAAAAGAAAAGUAGUAUAUGUAGUAUAUCAGUUGUCUGGUUUCGAUAGCACAAGCUUUGUACAAGCUUAAUUUGGGAUCAGAUGGCCGUGUGUGAAAAAAUGUCCCAGGAUAUUGUAUAUAAUUUAAAAAAUAAAAAACAUUAAAAAAUAAA